AGAAUAAAACUGAAGGGGAGGUCUGAAAGCGACCGUGCGUCAUUCUGGAAGAGGGUUGCAAAGAAGUCAAAGUAAUUUUCAGUAGGCGUCCCCUUUCAUGUGCCUCCGGAGGCCCCCGGGCCCGGGGGUUGGACUGGGGGGGUGGUGAUGGUGAAAGUCAUGGUGGGGGAGGGACGUAAAGGAUGGAAGGGGACAGCUGGGGAGGGGAGGAGUAUUAGCGAAGGAAUUAAGUUUUAAGAAAGCACUUGUCUUAGCCGGAGAGAGUGCAGCUGGAGGUUGUUUUCUAGUCAGAGGUUGGGGUCCGUUCCGUGGGAUUUAACCCCUUACCAACAGCUGGCUCCUCGCCCCUCUCCCCAAAUUUUUGAAGACGGGAGAUCCGUAGUUUCGGUCCCUGAAUCUUCUCCGUUGAUUUGGUUUCGGGGGGGGGGGAUGAAGCGGAGGAGGGGGGAAUUGGGGGAAACAGAAGGACCCCGCCCCCCGUCCCCCUUUUUUUUUGCCCUGAGAAAAAAAGAGGAGUCCUCAAAUACCCUACGUUUCCUUGGCCAAAUCAAAAUCGAGCUCUUGGGGGAAGAGGAUUAAUGGAGGUGUGUGUGGGGGUGGGAUGGGGGUGGGAUGAGAGAAGAGCUUAGAAUAGGGGUGGGGGUGGAGGACGUUCCCCUUUUUCCUGCCCGGAGUUGAAGGUUCAGACAAACUUGCGCAGGCUGGACCGUGGGGGGAAGGAGUGGGAGGGGUGCCGAGGUGGGCCCCCGGCUCUGCCCAUGUCAGCUUUUCUUCGCGAAGGCUUGGAUUAGAAUCGGGUCCUGCCUCCCCUCCCACCCGCACCCCAGCCCCCCGCCGGCACACUUGCUCCUCCUGUGAUGAGCGCGCUGGGCAUCUGCGAGACGGAAAACGUGAACAGGCUUAAAGUAUGGCAUGUUGCAAAGAUGGUUUCUACCAAGAAGGAGCCAGGAACUACGAUGUCCUCCGGGGUCAGUUUUACCCUCUUGCACUUCCUGUGCCUGGCGGCUUGUUUAAACGAACCCCCAGGAGAUAUCAAAAAGGAGGAGAAAUUGCGUCCAGAGAAUUUCACCCGCAUCCUGGACAGUUUGCUCGAUGGUUAUGACAACAGACUGCGUCCUGGAUUUGGGGGUCCUGUUACAGAAGUGAAAACUGACAUAUAUGUCACCAGCUUUGGGCCUGUUUCUGAUGUGGAAAUGGAAUACACAAUGGAUGUCUUCUUCCGGCAAACAUGGAUUGACAAAAGAUUAAAGUAUGAUGGCCCCAUUGAAAUUUUAAGACUGAACAAUAUGAUGGUAACUAAAGUAUGGACACCUGAUACUUUCUUCAGGAAUGGGAAAAAAUCUGUCUCCCAUAACAUGACAGCCCCAAACAAGCUCUUUAGAAUUAUGAGAAAUGGCACCAUUUUAUAUACAAUGAGGCUUACCAUAAGUGCAGAGUGCCCCAUGAGAUUAGUGGAUUUCCCCAUGGAUGGUCAUGCAUGUCCCUUGAAAUUUGGGAGUUAUGCUUAUCCAAAGAGCGAGAUGAUCUAUACCUGGACAAAAGGUCCUGAGAAGUCUGUGGAAGUUCCCAAGGAGUCUUCCAGCUUAGUUCAAUAUGACCUUGUUGGGCAGACAGUGUCCAGUGAAACCAUCAAAUCUAUUACAGGUGAAUACAUUGUUAUGACAGUUUACUUCCAUCUCAGAAGGAAAAUGGGUUAUUUCAUGAUUCAGACUUAUAUUCCGUGCAUCAUGACUGUGAUUCUUUCUCAAGUUUCCUUCUGGAUAAAUAAAGAAUCUGUUCCAGCUAGAACUGUGUUUGGAAUAACUACUGUUCUGACAAUGACAACUCUGAGCAUCAGUGCCAGGCAUUCCUUGCCCAAAGUGUCCUAUGCUACUGCCAUGGAUUGGUUCAUAGCUGUGUGCUUUGCUUUUGUGUUCUCUGCCCUCAUUGAGUUUGCUGCGGUUAACUAUUUUACGAAUGUCCAAAUGGAAAAAGCCAAAAAGAAGCCAUCAAAACCCCAGCAAGAACUUUCUGCCCCUUCGGUUCAGAGAGAAAAGUGUUCCGAUGAACCACUUCAGAAUACAGAUGCCAAUUCAAAUGUGAGAAAAAGAACCAAUGUACCAGCUCCAUCUGAUGCUGAUGUUGGCAACAGAGCGGAGACUGGAAGCGUGUCAACGGGAACUUCUGCAGAAGCUCAGGGGCCUUCUGGCACCACAUCACAAUCCUAUCUGGCUUCCAGUCCCAACCCAUUCAGUCGGGUGAAUGCAGCUGAGACGAUCUCUGCUGCUCGAGCUCCUCCUCCAGCUCCUCCAUCCACUCCCACGUUAACUGGGUAUGUGUCCCAGCUGGUCUCCACCGUCUCUCCAGCUAAGCGUCCCGCAUUUGGAUCAAGACUGAAACAGGUCCAAACCAAGGUCAAUACUUUUGGAUCUUCUGCAAAACCGCCGGCUGUCACACCUUCCCCGGCUCCACCACCUUCAGGCUCUGGCACGAGUAAAAUAGACAAAUACGCCCGUAUUCUCUUCCCUGUCACAUUUGGAGCAUUCAACAUGGUCUAUUGGGUGGUCUACUUAUCUAAGGACCCUAUGAAGAAAUCUGAAAGUCUAAUGUAGUGUUUUUGUUUUCUUUUUUUGCUGCUAUGUAGUAGUUUCCUUAACAAUAAUGCACUUAGUGCAGGGUACCUUUUAAACUUUUUUAAAAAAGCAAAACCAUUCCUUUCUCUUGAAAUGAAAGCUUUGUAUAUGUUCUUUAAUGCUAUACGUGUAAUAUAUUUAUGCAUACAUCAUAUAUAUAUAUGCCAAUUACUGAGAGAAUUAACUCCUCAGUGAAAAGAAAAUGAUUUCUUCCCCUUUCCCAAAUGGCAAUAUAGAAGAAACGUAUGUUAAAUUUAGAAGAAAAUCAAAGCUUAAUUGUUCAAAAGCCCCCUUGGGAAGUUUCGACAAGGGGCACCGGGCUGUCAUUCACUGAAAUCUGAAAAUGGGUAUUGGCGUUUUAGAAAUAUUCAUAGUGUUUCUGGUGGGAUUCCCCUUAACCAGAUGCGUAUAUGUGAAAUCACAUGCAGUGACCUUUCAGAAACUUCUUAGUGCCUGUGAGAAAAGGAUUUCUCCUGUUAGACCAAUGUAGGGAAAAACAUAAACAUAUAUAGUGACUAGCUGAAAAAAAAAUUCCCUGAUGCACCAGUGCACAUGGGGGAAAAACAACACGUUUACUCCUCAUUGGAGCAACCAAGAUGUGAUUGCAUCAGCUAGGAAAUUCUUUGGUGCUCCAGUGAAUCUGUGAUCUCACUGAUGUGGGUAUUCCCUCCACUGAGGUAGAUCUCAGCCCCUUCAUACCUGCCAUGAAUAAAAAUACAGCACAUUUGUCAGGAAAAGUAUUUCUUCUGAAAAGAGCACACCUUUAAACUCAUCCAGGCAAUGAAUGUAUUGCCCUAUCACCAUCUUAUGACAAUUAGUGUGAAGAAUUGCUUUCUGAGCAGAGAAAUACUUGAAUUUAUCAAAUGAAGUGAAUGUCCUAACUACGGCAAGACUUGAGCAUCUGGUUUCCCCAGUGUUGAAUUCUCAGGAAGCGAUCAAGUCUAUCUCUUUUCAAUCAGCGUGGACAAGUGCCAGGAUGGAAAUUCUUUCCACCAGUGUAGAUCUCCAAGUAGGUCUAAUAUAGUUUCAUAGAGAGAAGCAAACAGAGAACGGACUUGACUUUCCUAGGGUCACACAGCUAGGAUAUGUCAGAAACAGAACUUAUAUCCUGAGUUUCCUGAUUCCAAGGGUUCCAUUGACUAUACCACACUGACUCUUUCUAGAAGAUAGACUGAUUUUAGAGUGUGCACUUAUAUAGGUGGUAAGAUGUACAAAUAUAUGAAUAGCUGUUGUAGUUGGAACCUAAAAAUAGCAAAACAUGGAAAGACAGCUCGCCCUGGGUUGCACUGUUGGUAUAAAUUUACCAUAUUCAGCAAUGAUACUGAAUGUCAAAUCUGGACACUCUGGCCCUUGACAAAUCAGACAUGGACUCAGUCAACUAAUUUUUCUUUGCACCCAAGGCCUUAUAAAAGGUGACUGAAUUUUAUGAGGAGUGAGCGAAUAGAAAGAAAUGGCUGAAAUAGGUUCGAGUCACCCGUUUCAUGGUCUUCUCUUGGGUCUAUUUCACUAUGUGGGUUGGCAAAAGGCUGUAUUAUUGGAGAGAUUAGAUAAUUUUGAUGAAGUCUUUGAAUUUAAAAUAAUUUCAAAGGAAUGUGGGUGAAAUAACAAUUCAAAGGCAUGGGCAGGGUUUAAUUUACAUAUUUAGGAAGUUUAAAGACUUUUUAGCAGGGAAAUCUUUUUUUCUUUUCCAGAAGGUAGCCUUGACAAUUUAAUUGAAUGUCUUCUAUACAGUCAUGGGGCUCAGAGCAUCUAUGUCUGCCUUGGUAUGUUUUCACUUCUCUCCUGUUCUCUCCUAAAAAAUCACUCACAGGCAUAGGAGCAGAGUUUUCCUCACAGUAUUUAGGAACGUUCUGCUCAUAGGAUCCUCCACAAAAAUGAGAUGGAUAAUUUCUUGGCAUAAAACUGCUAUUGCAUUGUCAGUCUUAUCACUUGUGCUUCAAGAAGAUCUUGAUAUUGGCCAUUACUGAAAAGGACAUAUAUGGAACUUCUACUUUUUGAUGUUAUCAAAAUGAAUAUAUUCCAGAGCAUUUUUCUACAUCAUAUAUAGCUAUACAAAUAUAUACAUAUGUAUACCUACACAACACAUAUAUUCAACUAGAGAAAUGUGAAUAAUCUACAGGUUUCUCUCUCAGCAUCCGCAAGAACAUAUAAUAAAUACUCAAAUAUUAUCUUCUUGAAUUAUCAUAUUGUUCAUCUUUUUAUAAAGGGACAAAACUCCUGGAUCUGGAGAUUUGAAAACUUGAGUUCAAAUCUAGCUUCAGACACUUACUGGCUGUGUGACUGUGAGCUAGUCACUCAAAUUCUGUUUGCCUCAGCAAAAUAAAUGAACAAAUAUGAGAUAUUUCUGGUGGUGAAAAAAUGCUUAACUUCAUAGUUGCAAAGAGAUAACUUUUGGGGAUUUAAUUAUGAAAAAAAUAAGGAAAGACCCAACAUAAUACAGUGGAAAAAUCGAUGGAGUAAAACAGGGACAAUACCCCUUGAUGUACCUAACAAGCUUUUGAGGCUAUUGUUAAGACAGUGUUUUGCAAACCUUGAAGUGAUAUAAAAAUAGGAGUUAUUAACUUUUUAGUAAAGAAUGGAUUCUCUUUGUUUACUUUCAAGCCCUUCUUCUUAUGAUGUCAUCUCACCAUUUUUCCCUAUCUCUCACUUAUAAUCUUGGGCAGAUUUUAGGUUACCCAAAAAGCCAGAAUUGAUAUAAAUGGAUCCAAUUGAACUCAUAUUGUAUCCUGUACAAAACCAUAAUUCUUGUUUUAACAUAACCAAAUCAAAGAUCAUACAUGGAUUGGAAUAAGACUAUUAAGAUCAUUAAGAAAUCUUUAUGGGACCAUUGUGGAGGGAGGUGAAGAAUUCAAAUUUAACAAACCUAUGAAGAGGUGGCACACUAUAUUGUAUAGGGUGAACUGGGAUUUAAAUUUCUGAGUCUCUGACACAUGUAUCCUGCUUUUGAUAUGUACUAACUACAAAGCUAUGGAAGUCAUUUUAUAUUGUCCCAGAAAAUGCUCUGAGAAUAUAAAUUCCAAAGACCUUGUUUUUCUUAUUGGUGAUAAGCUUUUCCACAAUGGGAAUUUCCUAUACUUAUCCAAUGCAAUUAUGAUUAUAGAUGUCUUCUCUGUCCACCCCCCUCAAAAAUGUACUUAUACGUUGUAUAUACACAAUUGGGAGUUAUUAUUAAUUUUGGAUUAUAAUCAGAAUGACUAGGAGUCAACAGAUAGGAGAUUUAGUUCCAGCUCUGCUACUAAUAUAGCUGACAUUUAUGUAAUUCUUGGAAAUUUAUAAGGUGCUUUGCAUGAUACUAUUUCACUUUACCCUCCUUGCAACCUUAUUAAGUAGACAUUGAAUAUAUUAUUAUAUCUAUUUUUUAUUAAUGAAGGAAUAAAGCAGUUAGAGAGGUGAGGGAAGUUGUAUUCCACAGAGAUGGGCAUGAAGUUCUAAUUCUCCAGAAUCCAUUAGGUGGUAGAGAAGUAGAAUGUUGAAUCCUGUGGACUCAAUUGUCCAAGAUUCCAGAGGUAAGCACUAUUAUUCCAAUUUAUGGUAAUCUGAGGCAAAUAGAAAUUAAAUGAUUUGCUCAGGAUCACACAGGUGUGUCUAAGGCUGGACAUGAACUCAGGUCCUCAAGUGCCCUCAUUUAGCAUUCUAUUCUCUAUGUUACCUACUUAGUCAUCAGGAUGGUACUUUGGGGAGAGUGCUGGAUUUAGAAUCAGUGUGGAGUUCUAAUCUUGACCCAAAUGGUUAAUUUAGGAUUAGUCGAUCAAGUAGUUGAUUUAGUCAUUUACCAAGUCACUUAGGCUUAGUUUCCUAAUCUUUUAAGGGAGGAUGUUAGAGGAAAAGUCAUCUAAAAAGUUGUCUUUGUUUCUAUCGUGUUAUAAUUUGAUACCAUAAAUUUGCCCACUAAUGAAGUAAUGAUUAAACCUCUGCAUUUUAUAGUGUUUAAAGUUAUCAAAAUAUUUCCUACACCAUAUUUCAUUUGAUCCUCUUCAUUUUUCUGUAGGUAUCAAAAUCCUCAUUUUACAAAUGAAUAAAAUAAUAUUCUCGUUAAGACUGUGUAACAUAAGAUAUAUAAAGUAAUGAAAAGUUGAGAUGUUCAUCUUAUUUGAGAAAUAGGGCUGAAAGAGGAUUUACAAAGUCUUUUCCAUUAGUCAAGAGGACGUUGCCAUCAGCAGCUUUCAAAGUUAACAAGGCUCGCCAAAGUUCUGACUGGCUUGUCUUUAUCAUCAUGUGUUCUCCCCCAGUGGCCAAGUGCAUUUUUUGCACUGUAUUACCCGCCCCCCUCCAUGAAAAUAGCAAAAAACACCCAGACUAAGAAUCAUAAAACAGUUUCUAGUUCCAUUUUGCCACUUAAUAGCUUUGUGAUUUUGAGCCAUCACUUCUUUGGCCAUUAGUUUUUUUUUUUUUUUUUUUUCAUCCAUAAAAUGAGAGCUUUCCAUUUUGCUUUUCCAAUUAAGUAGCAACAAAUCUUUUCCCUCUAGCUUUCAUUAACAAGGGGAAGAAUAUCUUCAAAGACUCUUUUUCUAGCCAUCCUCUAGAAGCAGAAAAGCUAUAAAGAGAGAAAAUGAUAGAAAAGAAGAGGGAAAGAACCACAAAGAAAAUAUAGGCAAUAAUUAGAAAGAACUAAUUUCUAUUAGGCUGGAAUGAACUAAGGAGCCAUUAAAAAUCAGGUGGAGUUUAAAUUGAAUAGGCAUGUAAUGAAAAUUUUGCCUUAAAACUCUAGGCAAAGCUUUUUCCAAAAUCUGUUAGUGGGUCAGGGUUCUGAGUGCAUCUGAUGCAGGCACAUACUUGUAGUCAGACACGGUAAUCUAAUGUUAGAGUCAGUCAGACCUUGGGAUCACAUUCUGCUUGUGACAUUUAGGAUCAUAAAAUCAUAAAUUUAGAGCUAAGAGGUAUCUUUGAAAGGGAAACCAAUAAAGAAGUGUUAAGGGAUUUUCCAAAGGUCAAAUGAGAAGUUAGUAAUAAAGAUGGAAUCUGUCAAUAACCCCAAACCCAGCAACAGCGCCUGGCACAGAGCAGGCUCUUAAUAAAUGCCAGUUUACGGACAACUGACUUUCCAUUGUGUCAUAAUGCCCCAUGCUAGCACUUACAUCUUUUUAUGCCUCAGUUUCCCUGCCUGACAGAAUAAGAUCAACUUUCUUACUGUAUUCUUGUUGGGAAUCAGAUGACACAACAUAUAGAAAGUUCUGUUUAUAAAUCUUAAGGUUUUAUAUAAAUCAUAAUUAUUCCUGAAUGUGACAUUUCAGUGAUUAGGGGGGCUACCUUGCUACAUUAAACUAGCUGUAAUUUCAUCAUCAUGGAUAAACCCUCCAUUUUUUCCCUGGUCCUAUGUGACUCUUUUUGUUGUUGCUCAUUCUUAUCUGUCUUUUAAUGAAAAUUCUCCAUAACAGAUCUAUCAAGUGUACUGGAGGUCUUCUCUUAAUUAUUUUAUUUCUUGAGAGUGCUGCUAUAAGAGUUGAUUUAAACAGAUUCUGAUUCUUGGUGAGUGAUCCAUUUCAUUUUCUAGCUAUCUCCUUGAUGAUAUCACUAAACAUUCAACAAUCUUUUAUAAUUGAAAAAAAAAAAAACCUCCCUAUACUUUCUUUAAUUUGAUUAUCACAACAGUCUUCUGGAGGUUGGUGAUAACUGACUUUUCAUUAGCAUUUUAAGGUUUACAAAGCACUUUCCUUACAACAAACCAAUAAAGCAGAAAAUGUAAAGACUAUUUUACUGAUGAGGACACUGAGGUUUGGGGAAGUUAAAUGUCUUACUCCAGGUCACACAGAUAGCAAAGAUGAAAAACCAGAGCAGAGGGUGAAUAUGGUUAGGAAGGAAGGAAGCUCAUUUAUUUUUUUUACCUUAUUCUCCUAGGAUUUACCAUUUCUACAUUCUUCCUCUCUGCCCAAUCUCUGCAGCUUUUUCCUUUCAUUAUUUCCUUAAAAGCACCUUUCCUUCUUUUUCUCUCAUUUGUAGAUUUCUUUUGUCUCCUAUUUAUAUUCUCAUGUCCUUCAAUUUAUUAGCAUUCUAAUGAGGGCAAAUACCUUUAAUUAUAAGGAAAAAAAUUUAAAGCUGAAGUUUCAAUAAUAAUCAGCCAUUCAGGAAACUAGAAUAGAUUGAAAUAUAAUAAUAAGGACAGCUCAGUGAUGAAUACAUAUGCACAUACUUUUCAUGACUCUGUUCAUCACUGAUUAUUCUAGUUACAGCUGAAUGAGGACCCUGAAGUCCUUGAGAGAAAGGCAAAUUGAGAACAAAAAUGUAUACAUUUUUGAUAGAAGUGACAGGUGAAAAGGAAGUUGUAACAUUAGAAUCUGAAUUUCAAAAUGGAGAAAUAAAAUUAUGUAAAAGGAAUCCAUUCAUAAAUUCAAGUUUCCUCCCCUUGAAAUAUAUUCCCUGACUGGAAGGAAUCCAUUAUGUGGUUCUUUUUUUCAAAUUUUUUGCCAUUGCUCAUAACACUGCUGACAUGGUCAUUCUUGAUUAAGGGGAAAGUCAGGAUUAAUAAAUUAUACAAUACAGUCAACUCUGCAUUCAUAAACAGCUUGUAAUUCUCUAGAUUAUACUUAAUGCAGUAUUUCUAAUUUUCAGUGAAGGACAUUUGCUGUCACUUAUUUGCAUCUAAUAGAUGGUAUAAGCAAGAAAGCAUAUUGGAAGGAAGCCCCCAAAGUGUAGAUAAACUUUUUUUGCUUGUAAAAAAAGACACAUAGCAAAUGUUUAGGGAAAAUGUACAUAAACAAAACAUCAUAUUAGCUUGUGAGAUAAUUUAGUGUUACAGCUAGGGGGCUAGAGGUAGAAUCAGAAAGAUCUGGAUUAAAAUGCUGCUUCCAUCAUUUAUUGGGUGAGAGGCUUUGGUCACAUCAUUUAACUUCUCUAUGUCUAUUUCUUCAUCUGUAAAAUGAAUGGAGGGGACUUGGUGCUUUCAAGGUCUUUUCUAACUCUAACUUUAUAGAUAUAAAGAGAUGGAAUGACUAUCUUAAUAUUAUUUUUCUCUUAAGCUUUUUUCUUUUUUUUUUUUUUAAAUAAUUUUUUAUUGACAGAACCCAUAUCUGGGUAAUUUUUUACAUUAUCCCUUGCACUCGCUUCUGUUCCGAUUUUUCCCCUCCCUCCCUCCACCCCCUCCCCCAGAUGACAAGCAUCCUAUACAGGUUAAAUAUGUCACUGUAUAUCCUAGAUACAAUAUAUGUGUGUAGAAGUGAACAGUUCUUUUGUUGCACAGGGAGAAUUGGAUUCAGAAGGUAGAAAUAACCUGGGAAGAAAAACAAAAAUGCAGUUUACAUUCAUUUCCCAGUGUUCUUUCUUUGGGUGUAGCUGCUUCUGUCCAUCCUUGAUCAAUUGAAACUGAGUUAGAUCUUUCUUUCUCGAAGAGAUCCACUUCCAUCAGAAUACAUCCUCAUGCAGUAUUGUUGUUGAGAUAUAUAAUGAUCUCCUGGUCCUGCUCAUUUCACUCAGCAUCAGUUCAUGUAAGUCUCGCCAGUCCUCUCUAUAUUCAUCCUGCUUGUCAUUUCUUAUAGAACAAUAAUAUUCCGUAAGCUUUUUUCUUUUAAAAAUCAUUUUCCUUUGUAUUUUAGCCAUUCUUUACAGAUCAUUUCUUCUCAGUAAAAUCCAUUAGUCAAAAAAUUUACUUUGGCUGUUCUUCCAUAAAUUUUAGGGAUUAAUGGAUCAUAGGUACAUUAUAAUCCAGUAGCCACAAAACCUUAGGUAGCAAUCAAUGAUGGAAGUUCUAGUGUCCAAAUCAGUCUACUUUGCUCCAUUUAGAUCAAUCUGAUGUAUUCUGUUCAGCUUCGGUUACCGUAUUUAAAAGUACCUGGUGAAUCCUGAGAAAACUCACUUAACUUCCUAGGACCUCUAUUUAUUCAUUUGUUUACUGAGAGAAUUGUAGUAAAUAUUUCUCCAAGUUCUUCCCAGCUCAAAAUGGAUAAUGUUGAAAUGGAAAAGGAUGAAAAUAAUGGUUAUGAUGAAAAAAUAAAGGAUAUUAACAAGUUUAAGGUGAGGGGAUGAGAGUAGGUUAAGAAUACUCCAAAUCAAGUUAAAUAAGAAACAUUUGAGCUUAUGAACAAUAAUCAUAAGGAAAACAAACAAACAAAAAAGGUCUGACUGGAUUUACCUGAUCUUACUAGACAGAAUUUGACUAACUGUAAAUCCCUAGAGCAUUGGAGAUUUUAAUGAUUAGAGCUGUCAAAUGGAAGAUCAUAUCCUAUAUGAUUUUGAGUUUCCUAACACUGGAGAUAUUCCAGUAUGAAUUAGAUGACUACGUAUGUCAUUGAAAAUGUUGUAGAGGACAUUUUUAUAUCAUGUUGAGGACUGGAUUUCACAAUGUUCUUUUCAACUGCACAACUCUAUUAUUCUAUGACUUUGAGGUUCUAAACUACCUUUAGAAAUUUAUAUGGGAUUUCUAUUGCCAUGUGCUAGUAUUGAGAUGGAGAAGUACACGGAGCACAGUAGACUAAAUGGAGCACAGGUGGCAAAUAGCAUGACUACAUUUAAAUACACACAUAUACGUGCUAUAUAAAUAUAUAUGUACAUAUAUAUGAGUGUGUGUAUGUAUACACAUAUAUACACACAUACACAUUCAUAAAAUACUUUUUUUUUCAGAAGCAACUGGGGCACAUAUAAAUGCAUAUAUUUGAGUAACAUUGGUUUUUGUACUUUGUUUCAAACUUCUCCAUUUGGGAGUAACGCUCUAUGGCUAUUUUUAUGAGAAUUUGAUGAUCUUGGAAACCUACUUCAGGUGGGUUUCACCAUAGAUAUGAUUCAAAUCCUAGCAUAUGAGUCAUCCAUAGAACUCAUGACAUUUAAUUAUUUGUUUUCAUCUUCAAAAGACUAUUUUAUUGGAGGAAUAAUUCUUUCACUGAUGCAGAUUGUAACCCUUCCAUAAUGUAAUAGCUAGUCUUAAUUGUUUUCAAGUUAACCUAAGGAACAACCCUCUGGUCAUGAAUUCCUGGGAACUUAGAUGGGUCAGUGCUAAGAUGGCAGAAAUAUUCCAGCACUUGAUUUUUACUGAGAGAGUUUUUAAGCACCUGGGAUAAUCACCUCACUACGAGGAAGCAUGAAAAUAGGAUGUGAUUGGUAAACAUCUCAUUGAAGUUCAGUAGGUCCAAUAAAGAAGUUAAAGGCCCCAUUGAUCUAUCUGUAAUAAGGAUAGUUUUUGACAUAUUAUUCAGCGUGAACAUUCCAGGAAUUCAGAAUGCUUACCUUCACCUGCAUGAAAUGCAAAGUGUUUCCUAAUUUGUGGAAUUAAAAUGAACUUCAACACCCCUCAGAUUAAUCUUCCAUUCUUCUUUGUAAAUCACAAACUUGAAAAGCUUUUGUUAUGUUAUUAAUCUUCUCAUCAUCAAAGUCAAAAUGAAUAAUGUAUUUUUGAGGCAGAGAUGCAUUUGGUACAGCCUGUGCUUCAUUGUUUUUGUUCACUUUAGAUGAGAGGUAUGUCCUUUGGGUGUGAUGUUUAAAACAUAAGUACAUUGGUAUCUGGAACUCUAUAGGGAGUUCAGUAUUGCCACAAAAUAAUUAAGCAUUUCUGUACCCUGGCAUGUUGCAUGGAGGAGUGCAUAGUAAAAGGAUUUUAAUUUGAAAAAUAAUAUCCCAGAGAAGUGGUCAUUCAAUCUCCGCUUGCAGGCCUUCAAUGACAGAGAAAUUAGUACUCUAAAAUAGUUCAUUCAAUUUUAGUCAUAUGUAAUUAUUAGAAAAUGUUUCUUUAUGUUCACUUAAAAUCCACUUCUCUACUUUCCACCCAUUAUUCUCACUUCUGCCCUUUGGAGUCAAGUAAAAUAGAUUUAAUCUUUCUUCCACCAGACAUUGAUUUCACUGUUGAAACUCCAUCCUUGUCAUCAUUAAUCUCAGCUUUUAUUUAUAUCCAACUCCCUCCAAGUUCUCUGCAGCCUCAAAUCUUAUGUUUGUCCAGGUUGGCCUAUUAAAAGAAUGAAUGGCCACUGGUAGAUGUGUGUGUCCCAAAUUGGAAGUUAAGAACAUAUGGCCAAUUAGAGCCAAAGGUCCACUAGAUCUGAGGUCUUAUAGAGUGAGAUUUGGGUCACUUAGUAUCAGAAUCAGAUAGCAUCUAUCAAGUUUGUCUUAUAUUUUCUAAUUUGACAACCAAAAUCCAAGGAAAUAAGACUGGGAUGAGCGUAGAGAUUCAAAGUAAAACUGAAUUGCUAUAACUGAAGAUGAAAAUGCCCUUCUGAAAGCUCUGAUAACAAAAAGAGGGUGAAAAGUGGAAAAGAAGCAUAUUUAAUAGCCAAUCUAGAAAUUCAACCAUUAUUUCUUUGAAGAGACGAAGCACACUGUGACCUGUGACAGUAGGGGAGUUUUCUGUUACAUUUAGAAACAUAAAAUAAAACAUCUUAAAUGUAUAUUUAUCUCUGGUGGCUAAAACAGCUAACUUUUCCGUUGGCAUAUGAAGUGAUUAAAAUAUGACCUUUUUCUCUAAAGAACUCAUACCUGAGUAGAAUAGUGACCACAGAAAACUGACUAUAAUUUUCUCCUUUUAGAAAAUAAGCACACAUUUUUAGUAGCACAAUUUUAUAAUGUAUGAGAUGAUGCUUAUUCUUCAUGCUAUUGUAUAUGGAGCAUUAUUUGACUAAAUCUAUUUCACACCAUAUGAAAUUGCUUGAUGAAGUAUAGCUUUAUGCUUUGACCUUAAAAAUCCAUAUUAUUCUUUUCAAUCUUUAAAAAUGUAAAGCCUGUUCCACUCUGUAAUGAACAAAGCAUUGAAGUUUGUUUUUUCAAACCAUCAGCAACCUCAGUGACAUCUCACUGAUUGUAGAGGGCAGAUCUUGGACCACGGGAUGACCAUUACAAAGUAAUAGUUUUUUUAUUUAUCACAAAUUUUUCCCAAAUUAGUCAUCAGAAAGGAAAACUGUAUUAUUAGAAUGAUCAGAAGCCAAGGAGACUGAGUGACCAUAUUUGAAGGCCAUUGGUCAAACUUUUGGGUGAGGAGUGGAUGAAAUGAUCUCUGAGGUCUUUUAAUUCUAAGAUUUUAUGAGUCUGCUUAUUACAGCUGUCUAAUUCUCCUUAAAUAGAAAAUCUACCAGAAACUUCCUCUCCAGUCCCUUCACUGUAGACUCUGACCUAAUAUAGCAAUGAAGAAAACUCUUACAGUUAAAAUAACAUCCUGUUCAUGAAUUCACUCAUAUACAUACAUGCAUACACAUACAGAAGUAUCAAAGAGAAAGAGAAAUAGAUUCAAAAAUCUGGUUAUUUUAGAAACUUAAACUUGUUUAGCUUCAUGCAAUUCAGAGCUAAAAGGAAUGUUUAUUUCAAUCCCUCGUUUUAAAUUUUAGACUCAGAAAGAUAAGUACAUUUGCUCAAAAUAUAUCAAAGGAGAGGAUGUAUUUGAACCCAGUCCCUCUGAUUCCAAAUUCAGAGCUCUCACUACUAUACCACAUUGCCUCUGUUGUUUGAGCACCUUUAUGGGAGAAAUGACAUAUAAUGAAUUUUCCACUGAUUGGAAUGAAGAAAAUGCUUAUGUUAACAGAUUUUGAAGUGGUUUAAUAAGCUGUGAUCUUGUGGGGCUACUUAUUUAACAUUUAAUUUUUCUGUAUCAUGAAUAUCUGCACAUUCUGAAAAGAAACUUGUCUGAUAAGAAAGGCCAUAUCAAAUUGUGACUAUAACCAUCCAUUGUAGUUUACUGAUGUCAAUAAAUUUCUCCACUAACUGUU
Antechinus flavipes (yellow-footed antechinus) is the source of this 14221-nucleotide messenger RNA. RefSeq names its product gamma-aminobutyric acid type A receptor subunit alpha4 (gene GABRA4). Lineage: Eukaryota; Metazoa; Chordata; Mammalia; Dasyuromorphia; Dasyuridae. The coding region runs from base 858 to 2591 and encodes 577 amino acids. Gene Ontology annotation, cellular component: synapse; neuron projection; GABA-A receptor complex. The record is from RefSeq and is a predicted model, not a curated record. Gene Ontology annotation, molecular function: benzodiazepine receptor activity; transmitter-gated monoatomic ion channel activity involved in regulation of postsynaptic membrane potential; GABA-gated chloride ion channel activity. Gene Ontology annotation, biological process: synaptic transmission, GABAergic; signal transduction; nervous system process. The transcript is spliced from 10 exons.